AUGAAGGUUUUCGCGAUCCUAGCUGUCUUAACCCCAGUUAUUCUUGCUGCACCGCUCACGGCUGCAGAGGAUCCUGGCUGCACCCGCGAAGCCCUCCUCGAAGCAGCCGAUGCCUACGUCACGGCUCAAACAGAGGGUACCCUCGAUGCUCUAGCUGAUCUCUUAGCCGAUGAAUGGAUCUACUGGGAAGACAACAAAGAGAUUGACCCAUCAAAAGCCGUUCUUACAACCAAAUCCCUCAAGAUCGACCACCAACGAAGCAUCGCCGAUGUCGUAGAGUGCGCAUCCUAUACCGAGCUCAUUUCAGCGGAUCCAUCCAACCCAUACGUCAUCGGGACGCAGAUUCGGCACGGCUCCGACUUCAAGAUUACCAAGAUUGAUAGUGUUGCCUCGACAAAGAACUCUUGGUUGUUCGACUCGGCUAAGACGCUCGACUAUGCUGUUAAGGAGGAUUGGUUCGAGAUUCCAGAGAGCGAUAGGGAUGACAGAGAUGUAAUUAAGGCCGCUGGCGACGCCUACAUGGAUAUUUGGAGCAAUGCUACUGCGGCUGCUGCCGUACCGUGGGGUGUGCCGUGCACGAGGUUGGAGGGUUCUGCAUAUACGGGAAGAGGAACGCCACAGGACUCCUGCGAAGUUGGGCUGCCAUCAAAUCACAACCAGGCACCCAACUCCAACAGACGAUAUGUGGUCGAUGAGGUGAUGGGCUCGGUGAACAUUCUUUGCGUAUGGGAGCAUAUGAUGAAUGCAGCUGAUAGUCACGAGUUCAGACUGGAAAAGGGAAAGCUGCGAUAUGUCCAUACCAUGACUCCAGGCAUUCAGGCUCGCGAUCUUCCCCAGGAAACCAAGUCCUGCAACUGA
Molecule: messenger RNA, 858 nt
Organism: Scedosporium apiospermum
Lineage: Eukaryota; Fungi; Ascomycota; Sordariomycetes; Microascales; Microascaceae
Exons: 2
Coding region: 1-858 (285 amino acids)
Source: RefSeq, a predicted model, not a curated record